AUGGUCAUUUUCGAUGAUGUGGAAAACAGUAACCGAGUCGGAGGCAACGAAGGUGGUAUUCGGCCAAUUUUUGUUCAACUAACACCCAAUGCUCCGCUGCCAUCAGAGGAGUACUUGAGGUUGGUUGCCCUCAGCAAGGCGCCACCGCCCCCCGAUAGUGAAGGUUCAACCUUGCACAGUGCUCGAAAUUGCAGGGAAAGGUCUGCAAGAGUUAAUGGGCGAAGGAGCCCAACGAAGACCAAUGUCCGGCCAAGACCCCCGGUGACCGCUACACAAAAAUGGGGUGACAAUGCCAUGUCUCUAAUCAACUCGAAAGAGGAAGCGGUACAGCGGCAUGAGUUCGCGCUGCAUGUGCGUGGGGCACGGUACUGCCGGUUGUUGGAAACAAUGUUGGAUUCCUCAGAUUUGCAGCUCGAGCCACUGCACUAUGAUCCUAAAGAUCCCAACAUGGGGCGCAGGCCAAACGGCACUGAGGGGAACCCUGCGAAUUCCCUUCCACCAGUGAUACUACCGCAAGCGACGCAGAAGGGUUGUGUGGCGCUCUUCACAUACCUGGACUUAAUUACCAAGCGGGUGCCGAGCAUGCUCAGUAAGCCGCUUCGUGCUCCCCUUGAAGAACUUGUGCAACCGUGGGAGUUGGAAUUCCUACUGUACAGCUGUAUGGGUGACGACGUAAGGAACGCCAUAACUCAUAUUGACGAAGAUGGUACCGCAGAUAAACGGGGACGAGCUCCAACAAACGACACCAGACCUAGUUAUUAUUCAACGAUUUUGGAAAAGGCGCCGCGGUCCGUGGAUCUGCUGCUGGAGGUCGCGCUUUUGAGUGACUUUCUUCUUGUGGAGCCACUGCGUCAACUGACAUGCGCCUUUAUUGCGUCUCUAGCUCUUAACGCAUCGUCUGAAGAGGAGUUGUUGCAGUUAAGUGGUUUACAGCGACCAAUGACGGAAGAUGAGCUAGAGCCCCUUUAUUAUCAGUUCCCAUUCCUCCGCCCCGACAACCAUGCAAAAAACUGA
This is a messenger RNA of Trypanosoma brucei brucei TREU927, 1014 nucleotides long. RefSeq lists its product as hypothetical. NCBI's taxonomy places the organism in Eukaryota, Euglenozoa, Kinetoplastea, Trypanosomatida, Trypanosomatidae. The transcript has a single exon. The record is from RefSeq and is a predicted model, not a curated record. The coding region runs from base 1 to 1014 and encodes 337 amino acids.